Messenger RNA from Symbiodinium sp. CCMP2592, 2886 nucleotides. NCBI's taxonomy places the organism in Eukaryota, Dinophyceae, Suessiales, Symbiodiniaceae. The record is from the annotation of a GenBank genome assembly.
AUGCGGAGAGUCCGCUCGGGAAGGAUCCAGAGAUCCAAAGGAGUCUUGCCAACGACGUUCGGAGUGAUAGCUUGCAUGGCAUUCCUUGGCACUGCGCAGUGCUGGGUGGGAUUGUCGGUGAAAGCAAUCGUUCGACCAGGACCUCGUCCGGUGGCCAGCCUACGACCAAGAGUUUCUCCGUGGCGGAGCGGUCGUGCUGGCAGCCGCACGGACUUUAUUCCAACUGCAGAGGCUCCGUUUUUGACACCGACCGUGCAGCCACUGCUCCUCAGCCCUGACGGUGAGAGUACCGCUCGAUUCGAAUUCUGCGAGCCAGGCAUCGUGAUUCGUGUGGAGGCAGCACCAACGUUCGGAAGCCAGGAAGGCGCACGGCGUGCAGCGAAGCGGAAGGUGGAGCGAAUCACGAUUAUCCCAAGGGACAAGGUCGGGCUCAUGGGUGUUCGAGAUCUUUUCUGGCUGGACAGCGGGAGCUUCCUCAUCACAGGCUACGAGGGACCCAGUGGACGUUUCUAUGGCUGGAUUGCCGAUCUUCGCGAGGGCAAGGCGUCGGUGAUCCGAAUGCCAAGCAACGAGGCCAAUUUCUUUGUUCCUCUAGGUCGUUCGGGCCUGCCCAUGAUUCGGAGGAUUGGCAGCUCGCCGGAGGUGCUCGUGGGAUUCACCGUGGCCGAUGGAGCAAGCAUCAGCUUUUCCUGGGCAUGGUGCAGCUCGCCUUCUGGUGACACUGCUGAUGCUGGUGAUGAUGUGCUGCCGACGGGCGAAUGGCGAGAAGUCGCUCUGUCGAAGGAUGGGGUCAUAGAUGCGGUACUGCUGUCGAACGGCACUGUUCUUCGGCGGAGUGCAGAUGGCUGGCUAGAUCUUGGUAGUCUGAACCUAGAUCCAGAAGCUCUGAGUGCAUCUCUGGCCUUACAGCCUCUUCUGCCACAAGAGCACUUAGUAUCUACCACGCCUCAUGGUGCCAUCGUCAUCGACACUGCAGCUGCCGGCAGCUUGCCGGAGCAUUUCCCGCAACCCGAAGAUUUGGCUUCGGAUACAAAAAAGCCCUCUGACGAAGACCUCGCUACCUGGAUCCUUCAACAAGCUGUGUUGCGACAGACCUCAGCUUUAGUGCGGCUGUCCGCCGGAGACUCGCCACAGCCAGUGUUUGUGCAUCCCUUUUGCGACGUCGUUGCGAGUGGAGUGUGGAUCAAUCCGGAGACAGAAGAUGUUGAGGCAGUGUCGGUGCAAGACCUGAAGCCCAAGACUUAUAGCCUCUCGCAAGAGCAUGAGAGCACGCUGCAGUCGCUUCGGAUACACCUUCCCGACAAGAUUCAGCUCUACGAGGUUGCCAUAGCAACCGCUGGAAUGGAGCUGGUCGCCUGGCAGAUGCAUGGUGAGCGAUGUGUGGCCUUUUUCGCGCAUCCUCUUCUUUCUGAUUUGGUCGCUCUCCCCGCAGUUGUGAAGGGCGGCGUGUUCACAUGGCUGGGACGGCGUGCUCUCCCGACCAGAGGUGCUGCUCUCAACGCUGCAGCAGCUGCUUUGAAGCCGACACUGGAGGGUCACAGGAUACGUGCGGCCAACGGCACGAGUGUGCCCGCAUAUCUCGUGCUUCCGUCAGAAGGAGCGGCAGCCUUGGUGGUACGGUUGCAUGAUGGACCCGAUCUUCGCGACAACUGGGGCACGGAUAGUUUCGAUGCAUGGCUCCUCAGUCGAGGGUAUGGCAUCCUGAAGGUGAACUACCGAGGUUCUGCAGGGUUUGGGCAAGUUUGGCGUACCAGCCGUGGAUUUGCGGAGGAUAUCAUUCGCGCCAUUGAGUGGGCGAUGGUCGAGAGAAAAGUAUUAGGCGAAGCUCCAGCGGGAGCGCGGCUGCCGGUAGCGCUCGUGGGGAGCUCUUUUGGGGCAUAUGCUGCGCUGCACACAGCCUCCAGGCUGAGAGACUGGACAGCGUGCGUUGUGGCGAUUGCACCACAGCAAGUUGCUCCCGGAGGAGUAUGGUCAGAACCAUACUUUCCCGAUCAAAGGGCGGAGAAGGACAACCUCGAGCCUGCAGGUCUUGCCGGAGACCUGCAAGGUUUGGCUAUGAUGUUGGUCGAAUAUGAACGUGAUGAUGCGAAUGGUCCACUUGCUACAAAUUUGGUCCCGGUUGGUUGCGACCCUGAAGACUGGCCACGUUCAUUGCAAUACGUGCAAUACGCUGGAGAGCGGAAAGGAGGCGGAGUGGUGCGGCAAAACAUGUUGGACUUGUACCGACGCAUGGAUUCCUUCCUACACGAGCAGCUCCUUCCGCUCGCAGGACCACGAGAUUUGCGCAAAGAGAACUUCGUCGACGAGGUGCCCUUCCUGUCGGCAGCUCUUUUGCCUGCAACAGUGGGAUCCAGUUCGGCCUCGGCAGAGAGCAUUGAGAUGGGCUUGGAGACCGUGCUGCGAAAGACAAAGGGUGAUGAGAUUGCUGAUGCGCUCCCCGAGCUACGAUCAGCAUUUGGUACUCCUGCUGGGGUUGGCUUCUCCGUCGCAGGCAAGGCAGCCAAACAGGUUGGCAAGCGCUUGGAAAACAUGUUGGUAGCGCCCGCCUCUCGUGUGGUCGUGCGUGAUGAUGGAUUGAUCGAGGUCACCGUGGCUUUUGCUGAAGCACCGCAGAAGCUUCAUGUCUUGUUGUCAGAAGUCUGGAUGCACAUCCGAGCUGAAAACUUGGGAUUCACAUUGGCAUUGCCGCGGCAGCCGAAACGUGGCCAGCGAAUCCAAGCAUUCGCCCUGCCCAGCGGCACUGCCUUCCAUUUCGAGAUCGCAGCGGAGUCAAACGUUGGCGCUGUUGAGAACUUCAACUACUGGGCUGCUCGUGGCAGCAGCUUGCUGGACAUGGUGCUGCCGGAGGAUCUAGCUGGUGCCGCUGUGCUGGUCCCCACAACCUGA